Messenger RNA from Prunus persica (peach), 2238 nucleotides. RefSeq names its product protein MARD1. Lineage: Eukaryota; Viridiplantae; Streptophyta; Magnoliopsida; Rosales; Rosaceae. The transcript is spliced from 3 exons. Bases 957 to 1832 code for a protein of 291 amino acids. The record is from RefSeq and is a predicted model, not a curated record.
ACUCCACGAGCUCUCUCUCCCCCCCUUCUCUCUCUCUCUCUCUCUCUCUCUCUCUCUCUGAGCCUCUCUGCAACUCCCAUUUCGAUUUUUCAGGGUUAUGAUGAGAAACUGAUUUAGUGGGCAAAUAAAGAGAGAAGGAAACAGAGUAGAAGAAAUCGAAACCCCACCAAGAAAAGAGAGAUAAAGAGUCAGAGGGAGGGCACACACAUAACGAUGAUCAAUUGAUCAUCUUUCAUGACCAGUUUUUUGUUUGUUUUCAUUCUGGGUUUUUAUUCAUGACCAGCCGUUGUUUUUAACUUUGUAAUUUGGGCUGGCCCUUGUUUGCUUCCAAAAUCUGAAUCAUUUUUCUGAUAAACCAGUUUUGCUGAGAGUUUAGUACUAAGCAAGGACACAAAACCAGAGCAUAAAAGAAAACAAAAACAAGAAAGUGGAAAUAAAGCUGAGCCCAACAAGCAAAAGAAGGAACAAAAUACAAACUUUCUUUGUUCUGUUGUCUGAUGCAUGCACGUCUUGUCCUUUGAUCAUGACUCUAGAGGGUCUCUUUGCAUGUCGGUUUUGAGCUUUUGGGGAUUCUCUCUUUUCUUUCUUGCUUGACAGAGUUGAUAAGAGAGAAGCAAGAGCGAGAAACUCGCGGAAGCAGUGAGCUUUUUUUUAACCUUUUUUUCCCUUGGGAUUUUUCUGAGUCUUUUAGAUAUGGAGGUCACAGAGUUCUAGCAGAUAAUAGUUUCAUGGAAUCUUUUCUGGAAUUUCUGAUUUCUGGGAUUUCUCAAGAUGGUUGUUUUGACUGUAGUACUAGCACUCUUUCAUCCACCAUUCUCUAACACCAUAGAGCUUAAAAAGUCACAAUCUUCUGCUGUAUUCUGGAGUUUCAUCUUCAAUCUGUGGCAGUUUGGGAGUGAAAGUCCUCACCUUUCUCUAGAAAUUAUAUAGCUAUACUGACCAGAAAGCAAGCUCUAAUGGCAGACAAUAACUCUUUACCCUCCCCGGCAGACAAAUACACAAAACCCACUUCGUCUUUCUUCACUUCUCCGAGAUUGUUCACUAGUUUCACCUCAAAAGGUUACUCUGAAACCGACGCUGUAAUGAGCCCAACUUCCAUACUCGAAACCAAGCCAUUCUUUGGUCUAAGAAACCCCUUCUGGUCUGAAUCAAACACCCCAAGAACCCCAGAACCUGAAACCAAACGCCCAUGGGACAAAUUGGACCCCAAAGGCAUUGGCCUUGCCAUUGUUGAUGCUCUCAAUGAUGAUGGCUCUAAUCCAAAACCAUCAAAACCCGAAAGCCGGAUGGUUAUUUUUGGGUCACAGCUUAAGAUUCAAAUCCCUCAUCUGCAGCCUUCUGUUCUCUCACCUUCUGAUUCACCAAAAUCUGCAGCUGAUUUCAGCAUCAGGACCAAGAAUUCUCAAUUGGGUUCUUUCUCCUCUGUCUCGUCUGAGUCCCCAGCUAAGAAUUCCCCAUUUAAAUCUGCGAAUUCAGGCCUUGAGACCAUGAAUUCGGCUCGGGUUUUCACAAGCUGUCUCUCUGUUAGUGAAAUGGAGCUCUCUGAAGAUUAUACUUGUGUGAUUUCCCAUGGUCCAAACCCAAAAACCACUCAUAUCUUUGACAAUUGCAUUGUGGAGAGCUCUGAGGGUGUCCCCGAAUUUUCUCCAGGCGGGAAGGUAAAUGGUUCAAGCUAUCUGUCUGAGAGUUUCCUCAGCUUCUGUGACAAUUGCAAGAAGAAUCUUGGGCCGGGCAAAGAUAUUUUCAUGUACAGGGGUGAGAAGGCAUUCUGCAGCCGUGAAUGUCGUUACCAGGAGAUGUUGUUGGAGGAGGAGGGAGUGGAUAAACUGUGAGCUGACCAGGCCUAUGGAAAUUGUUCCUGACACUUCACUGGAAAAGCAACAAAUAUCAGUCUUGCCUUCAACAGAGAGAGAGCCUUCUUUUUUUCCCUUUCAUUUUGGUUCUAAUAAUAGGGAAAGAUACUCUUUUGUGUCAUUAAAUAUAGUCUAUGAAUUGCAGAUACAUGCAAGACAAAGUGGUAGUUGAAUUUUCUGGGAAAGUGUAUCUCUUUUCUUUUUCAUUUCCCUUACUCUUUUUUUUCCUCUAGGCUCUCCCUCAUUUUCCUUUUUUCUUUUUUUCUCAGUGCUUUCUGCUUUCCCCUCCUUGUAGAGAGUUGUAGAGGAGGGAAUGAAAGGCUGAGAUGUUGUAGAGUUAAAUUUUGUUGAAAUGAUAAUUUGGUAAUUGUUGUUGGGUUUCAAA